Brachypodium distachyon (stiff brome) is the source of this 1033-nucleotide messenger RNA. RefSeq lists its product as uncharacterized. The coding region runs from base 134 to 724 and encodes 196 amino acids. The transcript is spliced from 7 exons. Lineage: Eukaryota; Viridiplantae; Streptophyta; Magnoliopsida; Poales; Poaceae. The record is from RefSeq and is a predicted model, not a curated record. Gene Ontology annotation, cellular component: chloroplast inner membrane; chloroplast thylakoid membrane.
GGCUGAUGCAUUCCCCCGCUUCGAUCCGGCCACGUGUGCACCGCUCUCUGAUUGAAGCCGGCGGCCAGCAGGAAAGGCCGCCGAGUUCAUCGCUUCGUUCCCCUUUCCUUUCCUCCGCACCUGCUCGGCGGCGAUGGCCGCUCCCUCCGCCGCCCUCUCCAUCUCCGGUGCGGCACAUAGCAAUGCAUUUGGCUGCAAGCCGAACAAGUUGAUCUCGAACAGAAAUGGCUUGCAGGUGGCAGUUCCCUCAAGUUCAAAAAAUGCAAAUCUUUGUGGAAAGCUAACCAUCUGCCGGGCACAGAGUGAAGAUUCUAAAGGCGGGGGAGGAUUCUUGGCUGGAUUUCUUAUAGGAGGAGCAGUUUUUGGAACACUUGGAUAUGUCUUUGCUCCGCAGAUCAGCAAAACUUUAGAUACAUUGUUGGAUGACGAUGGACAAGAUGGUGAGACUGAUGAGCAAGGCAUCGAAAGGGUAUCAAGGCCACGCAAUGGCCAAUACUAUGAUGAAGGUUUAGAGAAAACUCGUCAAACACUGGGCGACAAGAUAAGCCAACUGAACCUUGCAAUUGACAAAGCGGCGUCCCGACUGAGACGUGUGACCGGCAGUGUCGAAAAAGAGCUUGUUAAAGAUGAAAGCGAAAUUGAAAUAUCCUCACUGAACAAGAAUGGAGUUUUGGAGGAAAACUUGAAUGAACAUGGUUUUGUGCAAGGAGAAAGUGCAACAUAAUGAGUAGAUUAUGUGGGUAGCAGCUUCGCCAGGAAAUAUUUCAGCGGACAAACUGAUGGGCUGGAAACGCUAUUCAAUUAACAUCAAAAUGAUUUCAACUAGAAAUUUCAUUUCCUUGGACAUGUUUUUCUGUGUUCAAGCUGUAUUGCUGUAGUAGCUCUGUGUGCUCUGUUUUCACGACAGCUCCAAAACUAUCAUGAGAAUUGUAUUAUUUUGAGCUGGGCACCCAAAUAGAUGGGUGCCAUACGAUUCAAUGUAUCUAUUGUGUGUACUGUUACUGGUAACCAAUGGCUUGUGGUUAUAAUUGCU